AUGUCGUCAACAGGCAAGACUUCCGAAGCGGAGCUUAUCGCACGCCCGCUCGAGUUCAAGGGCGGCAAAGUAGCGCCCAACCGUCUGGCCAAGGCCCCCUUGGAGGAGACACUCGCCCGCGCUGGAGGCGGACCACCCAACUUUGCCCACUUUGAGCUCUACCGCGCAUGGGCUCGCGGUGGCUGGGGGCUCAUCAUCACCGGCAAUGUCGCCAUCGAUCCUACGCACCUCGGCACUCCAUGGGAUGUCGUAAUCCCUAACGAUGAAAAGCACCUCGAGUUCUUCAAAACCGCCAUGAAGAGGUAUGCCGAUGCCUGCACCGGCCGUGAUCAGCCGGAUCUCGUCGAUCCCAAGGCGCGACCGCUGGCGGUCGUCCAGCUCGUCCAUGCAGGUCGACAGUCGAUGCGCGGUUCGGGUCGCGGCAUCACCGCCCCUUCUCUCGCUCCCUCGACAGUGCCCAUGAGCACGAUGGGCUCGUUUGGCCCCAUCGGCAAAGCGGUCGACCAUCUCAUGUGGGGUCCCGUAGCAGCGCUGACGCUGGAACAAGUCCACCAGCUUCGCGAUCGCUUUGUGAAAGCUGCGCUCAUCUGCGCCGAGGCCGGGUUCGACGGCGUCGAGAUCCAUGGAAGCCACGGUUACCAGAUCGCAGCGUUCCUCAGCCCAAAGACCAACUUGCGCACCGACGCGUACGGUGGAUCAGCCGAGAACCGCGCCCGGCUGUUGCUCGAAAUUGUCGAGGGCGUGCGCAAGCAGGUCAGCAACGAUUUCCUCGUUGGUGUCAAGCUGAACAGUUCUGAUUAUGUUCAAGGUGGUUUGACGGAGGACGAUGCGCUGCUCAACAUCAAGUGGCUAGCUGAGACUGGCAGUGUUGACUUUGUCGAGAUCAGCGGUGGUAACUAUGAGAACCCUUCUUUUGUUAUGGAGGGAUUCGACUCGGAAGCGGAAAAGGCCAAGAUCGAGAAGCUCUCUGCGAAGAGCGGCUCCGCCAACGCCAAGAAGGAUUCAAAGGCAACGAGUACGGGUGCUGCGACAGUACAAGGCGCAGGGGCCGAUCCUACGGCAAAGACGACCGCACGCACGGGUCGACGUGAAGCCUUCUUCCAGAGCUUUGCUCGUCGCUGCCGGUCCGUUUUGCCUGCCGACUCGCGCCUCAAGAUUGUCCUUACUGGCGGCCUGCGUUCGCGUCAUGGCAUCGCUUCCGCCAUCCACCCAGACGACGGCGCCGCCGAUAUCGCCUGCCUCGGCCGCCCAGCCGCUGUAUUCCCCUCUCUCCCUCGCCGUCUCACGGACACGUCGAUCCCAGACGACUCCCCGGAAGCAGGCACACCCGAGUACAAUGUCCCCGCUGUAUCCAGUCUUGCUCUCGUGCCAGCCAAGAUCGUCGGCGCAGGCUGGGGCACGCUGUGGCACACGUUCCACAUGGCCCAGACCGUGCUGGGCAAGGGAGAGGGUGCUGCGGGCAAAUCGACCUGGCGAUUGAUCAAGGAUUAUACCAAGACAGGCGCGACCCAGACUGGGUUCAAGGAGCCGAACGACGAUCUGUUCAUGCUGUUGGUCAUGACCGCCAUCCCCAUGUUGGCCAGUAUUGCGGUUUUGGUGUACAAUUAUAGAUCCUAG
Molecule: messenger RNA, 1617 nt
Organism: Sporisorium graminicola
Lineage: Eukaryota; Fungi; Basidiomycota; Ustilaginomycetes; Ustilaginales; Ustilaginaceae
Exons: 2
Coding region: 1-1617 (538 amino acids)
Molecular function (GO): oxidoreductase activity; FMN binding
Source: RefSeq, a predicted model, not a curated record